Molecule: messenger RNA, 548 nt
Organism: Desarmillaria tabescens
Lineage: Eukaryota; Fungi; Basidiomycota; Agaricomycetes; Agaricales; Physalacriaceae
Exons: 4
Coding region: 101-424 (107 amino acids)
Source: RefSeq, a predicted model, not a curated record
UUCAUGUACUCAAACUUGACUGCCACACACUCCUUCCCUCCAUCUCAGGAUCCCCCUUCAGCUUGUAACUCAGCCAUUUACCACCGUCAAUUACUCUGAGAUGGCUCCUGUCGUCCGUUUCGCUGCUUUCAAGUACAAGCCUGGGACCACUGAUGAACAAAAGAGACACGCUCUUGAGGGUCUCAUCAAGCUUUAUGAAGAGAACGCACGUAUGGUUAACCACGGCCCUGUCGGUGGCAGGAACAAUAACCCGGAGGGAUUUGAUAAAGGCUUUGACGUCCUCUUCACAGUCGAAUUCAAGUCCAAGGAGCACCGGGACGAAUUCAUCCCCGACGCGAAGCACGUUGCAUACAAGAUGUCAAUCAGGGAUAUCGUCGAGGAUGUUAUUAUAUAUGAUUUUGAGAAGGGCGAUUAUGGCUAUUAAGCUACAGUAUGGUUCGGGCGUGGUUAAAGGAUGCAUUCAGAGAAGAUAAAUCCAGAGGUUACGCUCACAAGAAAGUGUAAAUGUAUAGCAUAUUAUUUGACGGCAAGUGGUAAUCAUUGCAUUG